Messenger RNA from Prorocentrum cordatum, 567 nucleotides. Lineage: Eukaryota; Dinophyceae; Prorocentrales; Prorocentraceae. The record is from the annotation of a GenBank genome assembly.
AUGCUGCACCUCCGUGCCUUCGGCAAGGUCUACGAAAUGAGCGUGGCGCAGGCUCUCGGCCAGGGCGGCGUCAUGUCCCAGGAGACCCGGGACGCCCUCGAGGCGGUCCGCGUCAGGCUGUCCGUGGCCGAAGAGGACGCCAGGGGCAUCUUCAACGGCGCCGUGGAGGGCCGCCUCCGGGACAUGAUGGAGACGGUGAACGAGGCAUGGCAGGAGGCCACGCUGCCCAAGAAGGACCUGCUCAAGGCGCGGGAGCAGCGCGGCGGGGACGCUGGCGACGACCCCUUCUCGGACGGCACCGGCGACUACGGCAUCCUGGAGACACCGCAGCUUGACGGUGGUGUGAAGGGCUACAAGCUCAUGACGGAGCUCGUUGGCGUCGUCGAUUUUUACGUGGGGAACCAGAUUGUGAUCCACACUAAGGGGCAGCCCGCCAAGUAUCCCGUCACUGUCGGGACCUACAUGGAGAGCCGGGUGAAGGAAGACAUCUUCGGCAUCUUCUCCUGGAACGCCAUCACCUGCCAGGACAGCGACGAGCGCGCCAAGUGGUCGGCGGCGCGGCCCCAC